AUGAACUUCACCGCCGAUGCCUUCAACUUCGGGGCCUACACCUGCGUGUUAAAGACCGUGUCGUCAGGCUCCAACCGCUACUUGGCCGGCCGCAGCGUCCUCGACGACUUGGUCGACAUCACGGUACCCGAAAGCACCGGUCACUACUGCGCCACCUCAGCCGCGGGCAACUCAAAAGCGUACGGCCGCGCUACUUGCGACCCAAGUAAACUGUCGGACUGCAAUGACUGUCUCAGCUAUGCCAGAAAUUUCUUGGAGGACGUGUGCGAGUACUCCAUCGGAGGCCACGUUGUGGUCGGAGAGAGCGUCUGUUCCAUGCAGUUCGAUGCUGCUCCCAUCUCUCAAUGCGCUGCGUAA
This is a messenger RNA of Linum trigynum, 357 nucleotides long. The record is from the annotation of a GenBank genome assembly. Lineage: Eukaryota; Viridiplantae; Streptophyta; Magnoliopsida; Malpighiales; Linaceae.